CUUUAAUCUGUCCAAAAAAGCUCAUUGAAACUGCUUUCAUUGAAUUUCAUAUUCUGUUUUCCCCAUGGCGGCGGUCUCAGGAGCACCAUUUGCAUUCAAUCCUGACCAAGAUGUUACGCCUAACGCAACGCCUCUCCCACAACCAACUCAAGUCGAUGGUCGUAGCACGCGAACAGGAUACAUCUAUGAUCCACGAAUGAGACUUCACAACAAUGUACAUGGGGACGAUGGUCACCCUGAAGAUCCGAGACGUAUUUGGAAGAUAUUUGAUGCAAUUCAGGCUGCAGGAUGCACGAAACGCAUGGUUCGUAUUCGUUCACGCGAGGCCACAGUCGAAGAGCUCAGUCUGAUACAUACUGAAGACCAUAUUAGCCGUAUAGCAGGGACCUCUGAAAUGUCAUUAAGCGAUCUGUUUGCAGUGGCGGAGAGUUACAAUAGUAUCUAUCUCAACAACUCGUCUUCAUAUUGCGCUCGAUUAUCAUGUGGAAGUUUGCUAGAAUUGUGCAAUGCUGUUGCAACUGGCCAAAUUCUGAAUGGUGUGGCGAUUAUACGACCUCCGGGGCAUCAUGCAGAGCCUGAUGAGGCAGGGGGGUUUUGUCUAUAUAAUAACGUGGCCAUCGCAGCGCGCUAUCUCCAAAAGAAUCACGGAUUGAAAAAGAUUUUUAUUCUUGACUGGGACGUUCAUCAUGGAAAUGGAACUCAAAAGGCAUUUAUCGAUGAUCCAAAUGUCGUAUAUUGCUCUAUUCAUCGGUACGAUAAAGGAACCUUUUUCCCUGGAGACCCGGUUGCAGCGGCCUACACAACGGUAGGAGAAGGCGCAGGACGGGGAAAGAACAUCAAUAUUCCUUGGCCAUGCCCCGGAAUGGGCGAUUCUGAAUAUAUUUACGCAUUCCACAAGAUCAUCAUGCCGAUUGUCUAUGAGUUUGUACCUGAUUUUGUUCUUGUGAGUGCAGGAUUUGAUGCGGCCAAAGGUGACCCGAUCGGAGAAAAUUUGGUAACGCCUGCAGCCUAUGGCCACAUGACACACAUGCUCAAGUCUUUAGCAGGAGGAAAGAUUGUACUAGCAUUAGAAGGAGGCUACAAUCUUAAUUCGAUUGCGGUAUCAGGACUGGCAUGUACAAAGGCAUUGCUCAGCGACCCUAUUGAGGCACUACAGCCAGUUAUUCCCAACGCAGCGUGUGUACAAACUAUUCAUCAAGUGAUUGAAAUCCAGUCUCAAUAUUGGAAAAGCCUUACGCCUACGUAUAGCAAGCCAAGUGAGGAGUAUCACCGAGACAGUAUCGUACCAUUGGCCAAAGUUCUUAAUGUAUACAGAACCGAAUUUUUAUAUGAAAGGCAUCGGAUGAUUAAAUUACCCCUUUCAAACCCAAAUUAUGAGGCCGAGUUUAUGGAUAGUGUGCACAGCACGCCUGACAUGUGCUUCACAGACAAACCACUCUAUAUAUUUGUUCAUGGCCUUGGCCAUUUCCAGACACGAGCUUUAGGAAAUAGCAACAAUCUUCGGAUUGACAAAUGUGCAUUAAUAGAUACAGUCGCGCAGUAUGUGGACGGGAUCAUAGGCUCUGAUAAUGAGCUAAUUGAUAUCAUGAUCCCACAUUCACCGGCCACGGAUGAUGAUAAAGAGCUGCUCAAGGAAAGAGUGGCAGCUUUAUUGGCAGACAUUUGGGACAACUAUGUGUCACCGACAGGAUUGAAGCGCAGAAUUGUGUUAUUAGCUGUUGGUGGAACCAUAUGUCAGAGUAUGGUUGCUUUUAUGAAUGAACGACAAAAGGAAGUGGCCCUGUUUGUAUCAUGUAUUGUUCUGAUCCCUGGAGAAGACGAAACGAUUCCUUUGGUAACGAAACGGCUGUCGAAGUGGUACAUGGAGCAUUCAUUUGUAGUUGUUGCCGACGAUCAUCCAAUCUGGGAGCGGAUACAUGAACCCAUAACUGCAAGAGUUGGAAAUGUUGUCCGAUCAGGGAAACCGAUGAGCCCGCUCUCAGAUCAAUUGCUUUAUUUGUACCCCAUAACAUUCGUCCAGAUCGAAGACAAGCUUAAAUCGCUACCACCACUCCCAUCCUUGCAAUAAAAGAAAGCAUUAGAGUAUCUUUUGCAAUUACUACCC
Molecule: messenger RNA, 2104 nt
Organism: Lobosporangium transversale
Lineage: Eukaryota; Fungi; Mortierellomycota; Mortierellomycetes; Mortierellales; Mortierellaceae
Exons: 11
Coding region: 65-2068 (667 amino acids)
Biological process (GO): chromatin organization
Cellular component (GO): histone deacetylase complex
Molecular function (GO): histone deacetylase activity
Source: RefSeq, a predicted model, not a curated record